Molecule: messenger RNA, 735 nt
Organism: Coregonus clupeaformis (lake whitefish)
Lineage: Eukaryota; Metazoa; Chordata; Actinopteri; Salmoniformes; Salmonidae
Product: zinc finger protein 180-like
Exons: 5
Coding region: 1-735 (244 amino acids)
Source: RefSeq, a predicted model, not a curated record
AUGUACAAUACUUCCUGCGGUCACCAGGACAGAGCUAGCCCGUCCCCCUCCACCCUGCCAGAGUCCCCUGGUCACAACUCUCCCGGUAGCACCUUACUGCUGGGGGAGAAGCCUUACCCCUGCCUUGAUUGUGGGAAAAGCUUUGUUAGUGCAGGAGCCCUAACCAUACACCAGCGUGUACACACUGGAGAGAAGCCUUAUAGCUGUGAUCAGUGUGGAAAGAGCUUCAAUCAGUCAAGCAACUUGACCAUACACCAGCGUGUACACACUGGAGAGAAGCCUUUUACCUGUGAUCAGUGUGGGAAGACCUUCAAUCAGUCAGUCCACCUGACAAAACACAAGCUAACACACACUGGAGUGAAGCCUUAUCGCUGUGAUCAGUGUGGAAAGAGCUUUGCUAGCUUUGCUCUAGCAUCCACCCUGAUUACACACCAGCGAACACACACUGGAGAAAAGCCUUAUAGCUGUGAUCAGUGUGGGAAGAGCUUUGCUGUAGUUUCCUCCCUGAUUAGACACUAUCGAACGCACACUGGACGAACACACACAGGAGAGAAGCCUUACAACUGUGAUUAUUGUGGAAAGAGCUUUUCUCAAUCAGUAAACCGGAAUAUACACCAGCGAACACACACAGGAGAGAAACCCUACAUCUGUGAACAUUGUGGAAAGGGCUUUGCUCAAUCAGGGAGCCUGAAUUCACACCAGCGAACACACACUGGAGAGAAACCCUAUGUAUGA